UUGAGGAGGGAUUCCCCCCUUUGCUUCCUCUCCUCUUGGAGCCAGAGAGAGGGAGAGGAGGCGGGAGGAAAGAGACCCUCUCCCCCUCUCCGCUAGAUCUUCUGGGUGUGGGGGGAUCUGUUUAGCUCUCAAGAACAUCUGAAUCCUCUUAGUGCUCGCUCGCCCAGCUGUGUGUGUGAGAGAGGGGGGGAGUUGGAGGAAGAGAGAGAGAGAGGGUUGCUGGUGGUGGAUGAGGACACUGCGGGGCCCUUUUAAUUUUAGGCAUGAAUGCCGAGAGUUGCGUUUCGUUCUGCGACCCAGCUGCUGCCAUGGAUUCCUUCUACAACGCCGCCUCGCAGGGCAGCGCCGACGGCUCCUCGCCUUUUAGGGCAUUCCCCGGCGGCGGAGGCAGCGACAAGUUCAGCCCCGCUUUCCUGGCCAGCAAAGGGCAAAGCUUCGGAGACAGCGGCAGCGGCAGCAGCAGCCCCAAGUGCCGGAGCCGCUACAGCCAGCCGGAAUGUCCCAGCCUCGACGGCAGCGGCGGGCAGCAGCAGCAGCAGCAAGCGCCGUCGGCCGCCUCUUUUAACAAGUAUCACCCGCAGCAGCAGCAGCAACAACAACAGCCUCCGCCGCCGCCUCCUCUCUACGCACAGAGAGGCUCGUGCAAAAGCCCGUCGAGCGGCAGCCUCAAGCUGCAGGACGCCAGCGGCCACAACGGAGCGCUGCAGCUCUCCUGCUACGCUAAAGAGAGUUCUCUGGGAGAGGCCGAGCUGCAGCCAGGCUCAGAUCCUGCCGGGAUGGAUGGCAGUUACCUCAGCGUGAAAGAGACCGGAGUGAAGGUAUCCCAGGAGAGGGCGAGUAGCAACCUCCCCAGCCCGAUGGACAAGACUGACUCAGAGAGCAACAAGGGCAAGAAGAGGCGGAACCGCACCACCUUCACCAGCUAUCAGCUGGAAGAGCUGGAAAAGGUCUUUCAGAAGACCCACUACCCAGAUGUCUAUGCCAGGGAGCAGUUAGCCAUGAGGACAGAUCUCACUGAAGCCCGAGUUCAGGUUUGGUUUCAGAACAGACGGGCAAAAUGGAGGAAGCGAGAGCGGUUUGGUCAAAUGCAGCAGGUCCGCACCCACUUCUCCACAGCCUAUGAGCUGCCCUUACUAACUCGAGCAGAGAACUAUGCCCAGAUCCAGAAUCCAUCCUGGAUUGGCAACAAUGGUGCUGCCUCCCCCGUCCCUGCCUGCGUCGUGCCUUGUGACUCAGUGCCUUCCUGCAUGUCUCCCCACACUCAUCCCCACACAACCGGAGGGGUCUCCGAAUUCCUGAGCGUCUCUGGUCCCGGCAGCCACGUGGGACAGACUCACAUGGGGAGCCUCUUCGGCGGCGCAGCCAUCAGCCCCGGCAUCAACGGCUACGAGCUGAACGGCGAGCCUGACCGCAAGUCCUCCAGCAUCGCGGCCCUGCGGAUGAAAGCCAAGGAGCACAGCGCUGCCAUAUCGUGGGCGACAUGACAAGGUGCAGUCGCUGCCCUCCAGACACUGACCGAGCAAACAGGGACGAUCAAACCAAUCCAUCCACUCUUGGACCCGAGGCAGCCAGUGCCCUACUCAGAGAUCUGAAUGCAGCACUUUUAGCUAUCCUAGGUAUAAUAGCAUUACGUGUGUUGCCGUAUUUGGAGUGUUUUAAACAUGCAGGGGAUUUUGUUGUUGUUGUCCCCAACAAACAGGUGUGUGGAAGGAAAUAAUGGGUGUGUUUACUGCACCAGACAAAGUUGAGUUUUGUGUGUGUGUGUGUGUGUGUGUGUGUGUGUGUUCACAUGGCAUGUUUCCCGAAUGCUGUCAUUGUCCUGACUUGCCAAUGAAAAAGGACACUUUGUCUCCCCUGCUUUCUCUGACACCGGAUUUGUCUUUCUCUUUAAAACACAAAAGCUUCAAGCCACACUUCCCAGUUGAGUGCUCUGCACAUUUCCAGUACCAUUUAUUCUCAUGCUAUGGGCAGUUCUGUGAUACCUAUAAUGCCAGAAUAAUGUGGUUGCUUUAGUUGACGAGUGCCAGACUGGUGUUUGUGUGUGCAUGCAUGUGUGUGCUGAGUGUAGGGUACGCUGAUUCAACUCACAGAAUACCUGUAGAUGCCAGGCUGCAACCCAGAGGUUGCCUUGGCAACUGCACUGGGUAAAAAGAAGCAGCCGCAGUCUUGUCUCCCAUUUUCCUGACAUCUGCUGUAUGUAGUGAACAGGACUGCCACACAGCAGGCAGGGGUGGAGCACAGCGUGAAAGGAACAAGAGAAGCCAAUGCACCUCUCAAUUUGGCAAGGAUAAUAAAGGUCCCAGGCAAUCUCCAUGUUGUGCUCUGGCAACCCUACCACACAGGAAUCUGGGUUGAUCCAAGCAGCAAACCAAGGGCUAUGAGAACAGCACAACUCAAAGCAACGAUAUUUGUGCCAUCUCCUGUAGUAGUAGGGCCUGCAUCCUUGUAGGGGGACUGUGUACCUAUUGCCAAGUAUGAUAAAAAUCUAUCACCAAAACAGAGGACAAAAAUGGGCACGGAUUUGCGUAACAUUUGCAUGCGCUAAUUUAUAAUGCAACGUAGAAACUAUAAUUGAAAUAAUAAUAAUAAUUUUAACAAUAACUUUAUUAUUUAUACCCUGCCCAUCUGGCUGGGUUUCCCCAUAGAAAUGCAGUGCAUCUAACCAUAGUGGGGAAGACUGACCAAGUGGCCGGCGUGUCUGCUGGGUCUGCCACCCAGGAGCUGCCUGCGGAUGGGCAACUUGGAUGCCCCUGCUCACUCUCUCCUUAGGACUCCUUGUCUCUAAAACAGCCUUGGACCAGAGAUAGGACCACAUCCUGACAGUCCUUCAAAUAAGUGACUGUUUGCGUGCCAUCCAGCGAACUUUGUUGCAUGGGCAGCAUGGAAAUGUAGGAAAAUAAAGAAGAAAAUCAACAUAAAGUAGGAUCCAUGGCCCACCCUCUUCCAUCUUUUGCCCUGCUUUAGAGCUGAGGAAUGAAAUUAAGCUGUGGGAGCUGCUGCCAUCAAUAAAUGCAGUCCAAAACAAGGUUCUGACUACUGACCUGAAUAAAGAGCAAGAGUGUGACAAGAGUGUGGUCUACAAGAAAGAGAAAAUCCUUGUCCUGUCUUCCUGCCCAGGUGACAUGGCUAGUUCUACAGAAGGCCAAAGAACAUGGUUUUCCCUUCCUAUAUUAUUACGGUCACAGGCUUCUGACCAAUAAGAGAAGAUAGAUCUUCAUGAUUACCAGAACAAGUGCCUUCUUUAAACAGUGUUCACAAUUCCGCAAUCCGCAGCCUAGCUCAAAAAACAGUCUUCCUGGUGUCCCCUUCCAUUUGUACUGACUUAAACCACCACAUGAAGAUUGCCCAUGCCAUGUAUUGGAGGAAUAAAGCUAGAGCUUGUUUCUUUGGUUGGAAAUGCUCUUGCUUUCAGCUCAAAGCUUUUAGCAGACAUGGACCCACCUCUUGUCACUCCCAUUCAUCAGGAUGGUGGAAACUUCCCAGUUCCCCUGUGGUUGCUUUCCUUAUAGAUUGAUCAAAGAAGAUUUGGAUCGAGUCAGCUGAGAUUCCGCCCAACUCAGCUAUGAAUAAGCUGAUUUUUAAACAGUGUUUAGGUUUUGUGGUUUCUUAAGCACAGAGCUACAUAUCCAUCAGAGAAGAGAAAGAAGGAGGUUUAAACCGCCUGCCUGGUUUUUAAGAGGGUGUUUACUGGGUUUGGUAGCUACUGGUUUCCCUUCUGCCAGUGAGCAGCUGCUAUACAGGCACAGAGAUUUCAUUCGGGCCUCGUCACAAAAGCAAGACCCCCGUCAGUGAUGCCUGGGACACAAGCACACACCUGCCUUCUGGCUUACAUGUGGCUGUGGAAUCACAAGCAUUUGCACACACUCUGGCCUGGAAUGGGAAGGCUGCCGACAGGAAUUCUUACAAAAAAGUCAGCUCAUCAACCACAAGGCUUCUUGGUCUUCAGUGCACAUGGGUUCUCAGGAGGAAAAGUUACUGGAAAAUCUGAAUGGGGGGGGGGGAAUUGGAACUAUCCUAUUUGUGGAGCAGAGGUAAAUGAAGCAGGGCCUUCAUUUAGAGAUGGGGAAGCCAUAUGUUCCCUCACCACCAUGUGAUCAUUCCACAUGAUCAUCUAUCCCUCUAGCCAUUUUACUAGUUCUACACAUUUAACUGUUGCAGAAAUAAGUGUGCUAGUGGCACAGACUAAAAA
Messenger RNA from Podarcis muralis (Common wall lizard), 4189 nucleotides. It is a transcript of the gene ALX4, whose product is annotated as ALX homeobox 4. The record is from RefSeq and is a predicted model, not a curated record. Gene Ontology annotation, molecular function: DNA-binding transcription activator activity, RNA polymerase II-specific; RNA polymerase II transcription regulatory region sequence-specific DNA binding. Gene Ontology annotation, biological process: regulation of transcription by RNA polymerase II. Lineage: Eukaryota; Metazoa; Chordata; Lepidosauria; Squamata; Lacertidae.